Molecule: messenger RNA, 789 nt
Organism: Helobdella robusta
Lineage: Eukaryota; Metazoa; Annelida; Clitellata; Rhynchobdellida; Glossiphoniidae
Exons: 3
Coding region: 1-789 (262 amino acids)
Source: RefSeq, a predicted model, not a curated record
AUGAUUUCAUCCGUUAGAUCCAAAAUUGAAAAAGGAAACAUUCGAAACGCGCUACAGCUAUUGUCUUCAACAGAUACAGUUGCACCGGUUACGGAAGAAACCAUAGGUUUCCUAAGGGAGAAACAUCUAAACGCUCCCUCAAACAGAAAGGAAUGUCUAACCAAAGAGGCUUCAAGCUUAACGGUUAAUUCACAACAGGUGCUGCACUGUUUAAAGUCUUUUCCUAAGGGAACUUCUGACGGCAGAGAUGGUCUCACGCCUGCACAUCUAAGAGACGUUACGUCUUCAAAAGCAGACUCUUCUGAUCUAGUAAAUUUGAUUGCCUCAUUUGUCAACCUGAUUCUAAGCGGGAACUGUCGGCCAGAGAACGUUGGUUCUGCUGUGAAAAACGACACUGUUAGACCUUCAUUUUAUGCCCAAGAUUUGAUGGAUGGCCAGUUUACGUUGAACAAAAAACUAGCACAUUAUAAAUUAAACGCUUAUAAAUGUAUUCGAGCUGCUGAUGAGUCCCCGGUAGGGACGAUACAUGCCCAGCCUAUCCAAACGAAUACUGUUUUUUCUUCUUUUCACUCCCGCUCACUGCUCUUCCUGGUUCGGUGUUCUCUUACAUCAGCGCAACAGCAACAAAUCGUUGACCCCGACGAGAUCGAAGAAACAAACAACGGGAGUUGCCACACCAAUGCGAAUCUUCGAUACAACAAUAAAGGAUUGAUCCCAGCAAUUCAACCUCAUCCAUCACGUUUGCCAACACACACGAGACGAUCUGGCGAGAAAGUAUUGUCGGAUUGA